CAGAAAAAGUGUACGUGAAUAAAUCAAAACAUAAAUCCCGCAAGCACCAGGCAAACUUUAGCAAAACGUCGAAUUUUCAUCGGCUGUGCAAUGUUCUGUUGUCUAAAGAACUGCCUCAACGGGGUAUUGCCAGCGCAGGCGGUACACAUCACGAAAACAUCUAACCCGGUGCAGCUGGACUCGUCACAUAUGGGCCACGAGGUGGUGAUCAUAAAGAACGGCCUGCGGGCAUGCGGAACCGGCGGCGUACUGGCCAACGCACCGCUUGUACAAUCGAAAUCUUACUUCGAAGUAAAGCUGCAGCAAUCGGGCCACUGGUCGAUCGGACUGGCGACACAGCAGACCGACCUGAACCAGUCGGUCGGUGGCAAGGACAAAGAAUCGUGGUGUCUUAACUCGAACCAUCUGGUGCUGCACGGCGGGGAGGUCAUCUAUCGGUUAGACGCGAGCAAGACCGGCCAACAGCACGGUGGCCAAAAUUCACCCGGCCACGGAUCCGCCAGUCUCGAAACUUCCCCGUCCUCAACCGUACCCGUCGACCUAACGCCCGGCUCGGCCCCGGUGUUCCCCAUCGUCGGGGGACCUAACACCGGAAGCAGCGGUACUGACCAAACUGGCCUCCCGCAGGAAGGUGACACGAUAGGCGUUGCGUACGAUCACGUCGAGCUGAACUUCUAUUUGAACGGCAAAAACCUGAACGUGCCGGUGCUAAACGUGCGUGGUAAUGUUCACCCCUGCAUGUUCGUCGACGACGGGGCCAUCCUCGACAUCGUGCUGGACAACUUCGCCUACGGGCCACCGCCCGGCUUCGAGCGGAUUCUCGUCGAGCAGUCGUUGCUUUGAUUUCAACCGUUGUUUCGGUGCAUUAUGUUUUGUUAAGUUUAAAAUCUUCUCUCGCUCAAAUCGAGCUACUUCGAUACACUAAUCUCUACCGGACUGGGGAUUUGAAGGAGAACAGAAAGCCGUUCCAAUCCUCGCUAAAAAGUGUCUCUCUCUCUCUUUAUCCGUUUAUUCAACGGUUGCUAUGUUGUUAUAUCGCUUGCAUACUGUCGUUAAAACUGCGUUGCUAUGUGCCGUUUUGUAUUGUUCAUUGCUCAUAUGUAUACUCUCAAUUCUUUGGCGGAAUUUACUCCGCAUCAAAUCCAACGUCUUUCGACUGUCACCACUAAUAAUCGGAAAUGAGAAUGGUCCAUGACUAUCGUUACCUAAUCCAACAAACAUCGCUUAUAUAGUCAGCCAACAACACACUGAAGUACAGUCGUUCGGAGCAGCUUACAAAAAAAAUGAAACUCUGAAAGCAAAACCCUAUAACAUUUAACAUUCCCCUCGUUCGCCAACACUUUAGACCUCCCGUUUACCGAAAUGCUUUUUUCUACUAGAGAUUUAUCGAACUGUUGAUAUAAAAAAAAAGAACGCAGCGGAACCAAAUCGUGCGUGAACGAAUCUAACUUUGUAAACCAUCAACACGCUUUGUACUGACUAGGUAUUUACGCGGAAAGGAAGAUAUAUACAUAAGCAGAAGGAAAGAAAAAAUAAAAGAAAAUAUACAUAAAGAUAUUUAUUGAAC
Anopheles coustani is the source of this 1567-nucleotide messenger RNA. RefSeq names its product SPRY domain-containing protein 7. The record is from RefSeq and is a predicted model, not a curated record. Bases 91 to 843 code for a protein of 250 amino acids. The transcript has 2 exons. Lineage: Eukaryota; Metazoa; Arthropoda; Insecta; Diptera; Culicidae. Gene Ontology annotation, molecular function: protein binding.